Molecule: messenger RNA, 1452 nt
Organism: Saitoella complicata NRRL Y-17804
Lineage: Eukaryota; Fungi; Ascomycota; Saitoellomycetes; Saitoellales; Saitoellaceae
Exons: 1
Coding region: 26-1306 (426 amino acids)
Source: RefSeq, a predicted model, not a curated record
UACUACAAUCCUCGCUGACCACAUCAUGUCCCACACGCUCUCGGACCCUGAUGAGAUCACUCUUGCUUCGCCUUUUCCCUCGAAGCAUAUCAGCUCGACGACCCCCUACAAAGUUCAAACCAUGUCUGCCUGCGCACGUCACGUUGAAUUGGCUAUUGACGACUUCGCCGGUAUCGCCGUUGAAGUCCUCCGUCUUACGGAAUUCCCUGUGCCGGUCCAAUUCGAGGAAUGGUUCGAGAAUUGGCUCACUCAAAUUGGCGAGUGUCUCGAAGACAUGAAGUCCUUUGACAAGAGGGGUUAUGAAUGCACAUAUGUCGACGCUACCGUCCUCUUCUCCGCCUUGAGGUUCAUGUACGAGCUUGGUUUGAAUGAAAGGCCGGAAGGUGUCCCCGACCGGCACUUCUGGAGUCACUACGCCGGAGUAUGUUUGUUUCUCGGAAUCGCUGCUAUGUCAGACUUUCCUGUUACGCCCAAGAUUUGGUGCAAUUGGCUAAGGUUCGACCGUAAGGACUUCGACACCCUUUUACACUGGGCGCUCGGUGUCUUGGAUUAUCAUGUGAGCUUGAGUAGGAAGGAGUUUGUUGACUGGAGGGAUGUUAUGUUACCGGCGCUUGUGGAGGGCUGCUACUGGGAUGAAGAGGAAUGCGAGGAGGUCUAUGUCCCGGAGACCUUGCCCGCACCACUGAGCGUUGAGCUUCAGCAAGCUGCGAUCAGAGUGGUUCUCCCAUUGACACCCCCAGUAUCGCCUUGGUUCGAAAAGGAUGUUAUUGUGGAAGGUGUUGCGCCGAGUGCGAUUUGUAUCGAGGAGAUGGUUUUCGAUGCGAAGAAUAUGGAAGUAUUCACCACUAUCGACAUCAACCACGAUGUUGACGCGUGUCGUAUGGUGGAUCAGUUGGUCUCUGGGGCAGCUUCGGCCACCGAGAGUACACUUACAGAACAGGUCGAACAUUCUUCACUACAGAAGAAUGACGCGGAUUAUGAAGUCGGAAUCACGGAGAUGUGUCCUUCCCUCCAGCGGGCUGGACAGCAAGUCAGUGGUUCCAAGCGUGCGAAGGAUACAUCGAGAACGCCUCCAUCCUCCUCUCCGCGUUACGAAUGUCGAGCGUUCGAGAUGAUCAACUUUGUCAGACGCUUGCUCGGUUCACAUGUUCCUGACAAGAGAAGAAAAGUUGAUUUACCUGAUCAUCGACACGUUCUGAGGAAGGGCCGGACGACAGCUAGUGGAACGCAUUAUGGGUGUGUGAGGUCGAGAGGGUUGCAAGGGCCCGAUCAGGAGUGGAUUUUCAGCAGACAGCUCACUGCAUGAGGUGUUUCUGGCUUCGGGAAAAGGUAGAUUGGCGCAUUAUCACUUUGAAAAGGCUUGGGGUGCAUAUUUGGUUGAGGGAGUUCUGCUCAGGGUUUGUCCGUCUCGCGAAUAGCACAUAAUACAACGGACUCUAUGUCAUACAUCAC